Messenger RNA from Lolium rigidum, 1258 nucleotides. Its product is annotated as senescence-specific cysteine protease SAG39-like. The coding region runs from base 36 to 1070 and encodes 344 amino acids. The record is from RefSeq and is a predicted model, not a curated record. Gene Ontology annotation, cellular component: lysosome. Gene Ontology annotation, molecular function: cysteine-type endopeptidase activity. The transcript is spliced from 2 exons. NCBI's taxonomy places the organism in Eukaryota, Viridiplantae, Streptophyta, Magnoliopsida, Poales, Poaceae.
GUGCUCUGCCACUCACUCGCAAAUCACUCGAGAACAUGGCAGGGACGAAGAUGACUAGCCCUUUGUUGUUGCUGCUGCUCAUUACCCUAAUGAGCAUAGCAUCCAGCGUGCUCGCCGCCCGUGAGUUGGCCGGCGAGGAGGCGGCGAUGCAGGCGAGGCACGAGGAGUGGAUGGCCACGCACGGGCGCAAGUACAAGGACGACGCUGAGAAGGCUCGGCGCUUCCAGGUGUUCAAGGCCAACUCGCAGCUCGUCGACAGGUCCAACGCCGACGGCAACAAGAAGUACCGCCUCGCCAUCAACAAGUUCGCGGACCUGACCAGCGAGGAGUUCGCCGCCACGCACACUGGGUUCACGCCCGCGCCGCCCGGAGCCAAGAUGCUACCGGGAUUUAAGUACGAGAACGUCAGCCUCUCCGCCGAGGACGAGCAGGGCCUUGACUGGAGGACCAGAGGCGCAGUCACCGGUGUAAAGAACCAGCAACCGCAGUGUGGAUGCUGCUGGGCCUUCUCUGCGGCGGCUGCCGUGGAGGGCAUCCACCAGAUCACCACCGGCCAGCUGGUCUCCCUCUCGGAGCAGCAGCUGCUCGACUGCACCACCGACCACAACAACGGCUGCGGCGGGGGCGUCAUGAACUCCGCCUUCCAGUACAUCGCGGAUAACGGAGGCAUCACCACCGAGAACGCCUACCCAUACGUCGCAGUUCAAGGCAUGUGCGACUCUGAUGGCAAGCAGCCGGCCGCCACAAUCAACAGCUUCCAGGCCGUGCCUGCCAACGAUGAGGACGCGCUCGCCGCGGCCGUCGCCAACCAGCCCGUGUCCGUGGGCAUCGACGGACAGGACCAGAGCUUCCAGCUCUACCGUAGCGGCAUCAUGACCGCGGACGCCUGCGGCACGGACAUGAACCACGCGGUCACCCUGGUGGGGUACGGUGUCCAGCAGGACGGGACCAGCUACUGGCUCCUCAAGAACUCAUGGGGAGAAACCUGGGGAGAAGGAGGCUACAUGAAGCUCGAGAGAGGCACCGGCGCCUGCGGCGUUGCCAUGCAGGCAUCUUACCCUGUUGCAUGACCCUACCCUCCCAACGCAAGCACACAAACACAAGAUUUAUUGAUCUUUAAAAAUAUAUACAUACUACUAGUAAAUACAAUUGAAUAAACCCAGCCUAAUCGACAGCAUGGGGGCGCCACUCAUGAGGAUAGCAUGAGAUUGAUUUAGGUAACCACUAUAUAUAUUACAUACUAUGAAUGAAUGAUUAU